Gilbertella persicaria is the source of this 289-nucleotide messenger RNA. RefSeq lists its product as uncharacterized. The transcript has 2 exons. The record is from RefSeq and is a predicted model, not a curated record. Bases 12 to 200 code for a protein of 62 amino acids. NCBI's taxonomy places the organism in Eukaryota, Fungi, Mucoromycota, Mucoromycetes, Mucorales, Choanephoraceae.
CCCACUGCAACAUGUUCGGAAAACUGGUCCGAACAAUUGUAAUUGUUUUUAUACUAAAUUUAUGCAGUUCAAUCAGUUCAUUUGCUGUACCUGUGCCUUUUGAUGGGAAAAGUAACGUGAAAAUAUCAUUGGAUGGAGAAAGUGCUCCGAAAUCAUGCAGACUUAUCAAGUCAAAACAAGUCAAAACACGACCGACAUGAUUUAGACUUGACUUAUCUCAGACCUGAGUAAACCUAUUUGAUUAUGAAGCCUUACGAUUGAUACAAGCAAAAUAGAGCGAGAAUAUCCU